Molecule: messenger RNA, 1541 nt
Organism: Harmonia axyridis
Lineage: Eukaryota; Metazoa; Arthropoda; Insecta; Coleoptera; Coccinellidae
Product: WD repeat-containing protein 74
Exons: 5
Coding region: 104-1537 (477 amino acids)
Biological process (GO): ribosomal large subunit biogenesis
Cellular component (GO): preribosome, large subunit precursor; nucleolus
Molecular function (GO): protein binding
Source: RefSeq, a predicted model, not a curated record
CCCCUCUAUGAAACCAAGUUAACCUAUAUAUAUUUAUAUUAUAUAUUUAACGUGAUUUAAGAUUUAACUUUUGAGUUUAUUGAGUUUAUGUUUUUUAAUUACAAUGGAUUUGAACGAUAAGUAUUCUAUAUACGUUGGUUCGGCAAGGGGAACCAUAACAUAUACUGAUCUGAAUCCUGAAAAGAAAAAUCAUUAUGAAUUCGCAGCUGAAGCUUCCGAAAUAAAUUCCAUGAUUUGGAAAAACGAAACUGAAAUACUAGUUGGUUACAAAAAUGGAAUUGUAAGCACUUACGAUACAAUUACACAAAAAUAUGGGAAAAUAUUUGACCAAUGUAGAGAUGAAGGAUCUGUAGUUGGUCUUGGUUCUUUUGGCAAAAAAAUAUUAGUUACUUCAGCCAAAGGGAAAAUUAAUAUAAUUGGUCCGAAAAAUAAAAUUUACAGUAUUGUGACCCUUUAUCCAGAAAAUGGAACUCUGGAAACUUCAAGUCAAAGUAUGGAUAGAUUAAAUAUUAUAGCAACUGGUGGAGAAAUGAAUGAUGUUAAGUUAUGGGAUGUGGAAGCCAAGGAAUGUAUAUUCAAGGCAAAAUCGAUGGGACAUGAUCACUUAAAUCUACCUAUUAAAACUUCAGUUAGAGGAAUUACAUUCAUUCCAGGAGAGCCCAGCCUAUGUUGUUGUGCCACAAAAGAGGGUCAUGUUUUGAUUUAUGAUGAAAGGGCCCAAAGAAGACCAGUAUGCAAAUUUCUAGAACCAAAAGCCAGCUUUUCUUCAAUUACUACUGCAUAUAGGGAAAGGAAUAUCCUAGCUGGAACAACAAAAGGAUAUAUAGAAUAUAUUGAUAUGAAAAAAGGAAAAUGUCUAAGAACAUUUACAGGUACAUGUGGAAGUGUAACAAGCUUAUUGUGUGAUCCUGUAGAACCUAUUCUUUUCGCAACAAGCUUGGACAGAUAUUUAAGGAUAUAUAACUUGGAUACUAAAGAAAUACUUAAUAAGCAAUAUUUGAAACAAAAUUUGAAGAGAAUAUUAGUGAAGCCAAUAGUGAAAAAAGAGGAAGAAAUUGUUCCCAAUAACAAAACUACUGUAGAUGAAUUUGAUGAAAUAUUUAACAACUUAGAAGUUAUUUCUGAAGAAACAGCAAAAAAACAAAAGGCAAAGGCAGAACUAAAUAAUAAAUCUCAAAAAGAUGGAGAUUUAAAUACAGAUGGAAAUGAAGAAAUAUCAAACAAUCCAGAAGCUGUUGCAGAGAAACCAAAAAAAACUCGUAAAAUCAAAAAGAAUAAAGAUCAAUCUAAAAAAGAUGGAAAUUCUGGUACUGAUAAAACUGAAGAAAAUUCAAACAAUAUGGAGGUUGUUAAAGAUAAAUCAACAAAAAAACGGAAAAUCAAUAAAGAGAAUAAAGUUGAAAUGAAAAAAGGUGGGGAUCCCAAUACAGAUAGAACCGAAAACAACGUAGAGGUUAUUGAAGAAAUACCAACAAAAAAACUAAAAUUAGAGAAUAAGGUUAAAUCCAAAAAACUGAAAAAUAAAAUACUUGUAUAAAUAA